Molecule: messenger RNA, 2600 nt
Organism: Ectocarpus sp. CCAP 1310/34
Lineage: Eukaryota; Phaeophyceae; Ectocarpales; Ectocarpaceae
Source: the annotation of a GenBank genome assembly
CAGCAGCAGCAGUAACCAUCCCCACCGAAUUCUUCUCCGGCGAACCCGGCUGUAUGUGUCGCUUUCAUUAGCCGCGGCGCACGACGUGGCGAAACGUGCGGCAACAAGGUUGGAUGUAGGACGGCAGGAUUUUGCAAGCAUCAUGACGACGGCCUACAGAAGCGCCGAAAGACGGCGUCAGGUGCAGCUCUUGGAGUGGGGGGCAGCGUCGAGGCAGGCAAUUAUGACUCGGAGUCGGAGUUGGGUGGUGGCGUGGACGAAUUGCAGACUCCUGGCGCGCGUCCUUUCAUAGCGAAGUCCAAGGAACUGCACUACGCGCAGGCCUCCAAUAUCGAGGAUGAGGGCUUCCGGAGAGCGCAGGAGAGUGUGUGGCACCUCAAGCGGAUCGAGCUCCCAAAGCCAAAGGCUGGUGAACCACCCCCCCCUCCCAUCCCGGACGAUCCGAAGGGUUGGGUGUUCGAGGGACUACCCCGUGACGACUCAUCCGACCCGUACAAGAGACGGCACAAAUACCCCGGCGGCGACAAGUUCAGCCUAUCGGACCAGCUGAAGGCGAGUCUACCGAAGGUCGACAAACAAGGGCUAGCUGUUUUGCGUCCUUUCGUCAACAGGAAGGGUGGGGGUCUCCCCUUCAUGUUCUUUGAGAAGACUUUCCCGACGGAGGCGCAGGACGUCGGCCUGAGGGAGGGGUACGUCAACUUCUGCGCCGACGAGUCUGACCCGCCCCUGGAACACCAGAAACCUCGACAUCGGGCGAAGAAGGUGACGCGGGGAUUUCAGAUGGUACCGUACAAGGACCUGGCGGAUGGAUCUCGAGAGUACGCCUUCAAGCGCAAGCACCUGUACGGCGUGAUGGGUAUCCUCAUCACCGCGGGAAUCACCCAGAAGCGGCGGAUCACCGACCACUGGGGGGUGGAUUUCCAUGACAAGGAGCUGGAGGACGUGUUGAACAAGUGCUGGAGCGAGCUUGUGGACCCCGGCGCAUGCCUAUCGUACGACGAGCAGAUGGUGAAGAGCACGGCGAGAGUGAUGCUCGCGCUGAUGAGGUUCAGCGGCGACAUCAAGGUGAGGCCGUAUGCGAGUUGUCCCAUUGGAAAGUCGGCCCGCACGGUCAUGUACGUCCUACUUGAGGCGUGCGAGACUUUCUCCGACAAAAUCAUCGGCUCCGGUGUUACCGUAGCGAUGGACAACUUCUUCACGGGAGCCGCCCUGCUGCAAUGCCUCGCUACGCGCGACAUUUACGCCGUCGGGACUCUACGCGGCAAUCGCACCGGGGUGGAUCUCGCCAACUACAUCUGGUCGAGGGAGGGCACGAAGGCGACGGAGCGUGAGCAGAUGCUGAAGGCCCGCUCGGACGAGCUCGUGAUCGUCAAGUGGAUCGGCUCCCAGGAGGUGCACCUGAUGUCGGCGAAGCAUGUAUUUGCGGCCGAGUGGGAACCUCUCACUCUCGAGAGGAAGCGAGCUGCGGACAACAACGGCGAGAAAGUGUCGAGCAGUCAGCCACUAGCUCGCAAGAAGUACGUCAAGAACAUGGGUGGUGUGGACGUCGCGGACCAGCGGCUAGGCGCCCACGCCCACACGCACAGGCCUAUGACGUUCUUCUGGAGGCGUGUCUUCGACCAAAAGUUGUCUCACGCUGUCAGCAACGCGUGGCUCCUGUUUUACGAGUGGGCUUGGGUGCUAGCCACGCAGUGUACGGCGGCGUUGGAGGCAGCGACCCAACACGGAGGGGCCGGUGACGCCGGGGAGGCCGGGGAGGCCGGGGAGGCCGCGGAGGGAGGAGCAGCCGCGGACAGUUGCGAUCUCACGGUGGCAGAGCUUNUGGCAAGGAUUACGCCUAUGACGUUCUUCUGGAGGCGUGUCUUCGACCAAAAGUUGUCUCACGCUGUCAGCAACGCGUGGCUCCUGUUUUACGAGUGGGCUUGGGUGCUAGCCACGCAGUGUACGGCGGCGUUGGAGGCAGCGACCCAACACGGAGGGGCCGGUGACGCCGGGGAGGCCGGGGAGGCCGGGGAGGCCGCGGAGGGAGGAGCAGCCGCGGACAGUUGCGAUCUCACGGUGGCAGAGCUUCGCGAGUUUCAAUCCCUCGUCAAGAAGGCCAUGAAGGUGGAGCGUGUUGACUGGGACCGUAGGCUCGCGAAUCACCUGAUGUCCUUGUGCAGUGUAUGUCACACUGAGACGAGGGCAAGCCGCACGACAAAACCUGUUGAGACGUACAGCGUAAAGGGCGCAAAGUCAUCCCUUGUAUGUUAUGGGGGGAUUUGCGAGGAGACCGCAAAGGCCAGCCGGUGCACGGGGAGUAGGACUCGGGUUGUAUGCUGGUGUGAUACUUGCACGGAUGGGUUGGGGAAGGACCGGGCGUUGAUCCUGUGCACGAAAUGCAACAAAGUACCAGCAGCGAAUGUUACCGCUAGGAAACAUGCCGCCGCGAGAAAGUACAAGCCCAUCUCUUGAUCGGAGGUGACAGCUGAGUAAUUUGUUGUUUAUUGAUUGUGAUGUUGACACGUGCAAAGAUAGUACCGGCAAGUGAUCAUGUCGCCGCCGCCAGAAAACGAUCGGGGUGUGCAUGUGCUCCUAGUUGUGCAUGUCGCAGUCGUGGG